Molecule: messenger RNA, 1041 nt
Organism: Aspergillus caelatus
Lineage: Eukaryota; Fungi; Ascomycota; Eurotiomycetes; Eurotiales; Aspergillaceae
Exons: 8
Coding region: 1-1041 (346 amino acids)
Source: RefSeq, a predicted model, not a curated record
AUGAAACAUCGUCUGUAUUCCCACAGAUACAAUUCCCGUCUACAACACUAUGCUGCUCGCCUGCCCAUUUUGGCCAUCAUAGCGAUAAUGCGUACGUGGACUGACGAGUUUGUCGAUGAGACGAACACAAUAGCAGCAGAGUACGAAGUUAUCAGCGAAGAACCCGUCGUGCUGAGUCCGGGCAACCAUAGUGAAAUAUGUCAAAAGAGACCCUUUACUACAACAAAGACUAGUGCAUAUGGAGCUUUGCCUGCAACGGACCAGGAAAACCCCCCAUUGAUUUACACUUCGAGUAGCAUCUCACCACCCCUAUCGGAGAGCUCACAGAGGUAUUGGCGCCAGGAUAAUCCCUUCGCCUCUGUAACACUCCUACAGACCCCAGAUAAGCUAGCACCGCCGGCUCCUCUAAGCUCGCAGGAAGAAGCAUGGCUACUGCGUCAACUCGGCAAUAAUGACGAACCAUUCGUCAGCUAUGGCUUUGCAGCUACAGUCAUUUGUUCGUGCUACGAGAUGUUAGAUGCACCUGCGUCAGACUGGCAAAGACACCUCGACGGGGUAUUCUCUUUCAGCAAAGUGCGCAGAGUGAACGGGUCUUCUGGCGGGAUCCAGCAGGCUGGCUUUUGGUCGAUCGCACGACAAGAGGUGGUCUGCUCCAUCAUGCACCGAUCAAAACUGAGGCUAGACCCGGAUUUAUGGGCAAUUGACCUGGAUAAUAUAGGUCAGGAAGGUAGUGAGGACCUGGUUAAUAACCAGUCUUCCUCGUGGCAGAUGUUUCAUCUUGCUCAGAUUUUACUCCUUACAUCUUGCCCUACGCAGGACUGUAGUUGCAUGCUCGCGUUUAGGAGUAUAGAGACAAAUAUGUGGUAUAGCUCAAAGCAAGCCGCACGGAAGCUGUCGCGUAAAUUCUGUUCAGCCGAUUUACUACGCAACGACGACGAAAGAGAAGCAGCAAUUGUGCUUCUUGAGGAUAUCGAGAAUGACACCGGCUGGGCAGCCAAGUACCGCGCCUGGGAUCUACAAAGGCUCUGUACCGACAUUUAG